AUGUCAACUUCAAGAAUAUAUCGUUCGAACUACCCCCGUCCUCAUGUUCCAACGAAUCUCAGCAUAUCCCAAUAUCUUCAGCUAUACAACCCAGACGAUACAGCCGCCGACAAAGUUAUCUUCGAAGACGAUUGGACAGGAAAGACUCUAACCUAUUCCGGGUUGAGAGCUCAAAGCGCUAGAGGCGCUUUUAGUCUAAGACAGUUACUCAAUCUAGAGGAGGGAGGAGCCGGUGCGUUUGUGGAUGUCGUACUAUUGAUUCAUGCAGUCUUGUGGUGUGGUGGGACUGCUAUACUCGUCAACCCGCUCAGCACCUCGUACGAGGUAGCCCACUGCCUCGGAAUAUCUGAGCCAAAAAUCCUAGUCGCCGACUCAAGCACAUGGCCAACCCUAUGCGGCACCAUGUCCCUUUCCGUCGGUAUAGUCUUCCCGUCUCACCUCCCAUUACCCCGGAUCGAAAUUGAUAGCUUCCAGGCCAUUCGCCUACCCAAUAUUUUCCAAACGAACAAUGCUUUACCGCCAAUGGACUUAUCGGAGCGAGACAGCCGCGAGCACACGGCAUGUGUCUGUUUUAGCUCUGGAACCAGUGGCAAAGCGAAGGGAGUGGAGCUGUCCCACUACAAUCUCGUCGCGACCAUGGCAGGGAUCCGGCCGUCGGAUACCACUCUCUGGAACGAGACUAUCAGUCAAGUUUUCUUUGCCCCUCUGUGUCAUAUCUAUGGACUCGUGAGCGCCGCUCUGAUGGGAGCAUCGAUUGGCUAUUACACCAUGUUGAUGAGGAAGUACACGCUUGGCGGCCUCCUUGAGCUCUCAGCAAAGGUGAACGCUAACACCUUACGCAUCCUUCCUACCAUUGCGGUUGCGAUCACUAAGGAUCAUGGGUUCGACCUCGCACAGUUACGGAGUAUCAAGUUGAUCAUGUGCGCCGGAGCUACAUUGCCCCCAAAGAUCAUCGAGUUCUUCAACCACCGAUUUCCCGGCGCCCCUAUCUUCCAAGGCUACGGGAUGACUGAGACGAAUAUCACCACUCUUAGAGCUGAGCAGGCUCACAUGAUAGGCAGUGUGGGAAAGCUAUUUGCUAACCUUGAAGCUAGGUUGGUCGAUGAUGAUAUGAAUGAUGUGAAGUUUGGCGACGAAGGAGAGAUGCUCGUACGCGGGCCAACAGUCUUUCGCAGGUAUAUGAAAAACCAAGCAGCGACAGAUGAGGCUUUCCAUAAUGGCUGGAUGAAGACAGGGGAUAUUUUACGGUCUGAUGAGAAUGGGUUCUUCUAUUUGACUGAACGCAAGAAGGAAUUGAUCAAGUACAAAGGUAACCAAGUUGCACCCGCAGAGCUAGAAGCGUACCUUGGCGGCCACCCUUAUGUCAGAGAGUGUGCUGUUUGUGCACUUUGGGAUGAAGACCAGGGCACUGAAGUCCCCAUCGCAUACGUUGUCCUGACUGAUGAAGGAAGAGCAGCGAGGGAGAACAUUGAAGUUACGCUGGCUGACAUCCAGAAACAUGUCGACAGCAAAGUCUCGCCCUACAAGAAACUCAGAGGAGGUGUUGUAGCGCUAGACGAGAUACCAAAAACAGGCACAGGCAAGGUACUGCGACGUCUGCUGCCCGCAAGGCUAGCAAAAGAACGAUCAUCAAAGCUUUAA
Messenger RNA from Mytilinidion resinicola, 1641 nucleotides. Its product is annotated as acyl-CoA synthetases/AMP-acid ligases II. The record is from RefSeq and is a predicted model, not a curated record. Gene Ontology annotation, molecular function: CoA-ligase activity. The transcript is spliced from 7 exons. The coding region runs from base 1 to 1641 and encodes 546 amino acids. Lineage: Eukaryota; Fungi; Ascomycota; Dothideomycetes; Mytilinidiales; Mytilinidiaceae. Gene Ontology annotation, biological process: secondary metabolic process.